Mesitornis unicolor (brown roatelo) is the source of this 1218-nucleotide messenger RNA. RefSeq names its product prolactin receptor-like. The transcript is spliced from 3 exons. The record is from RefSeq and is a predicted model, not a curated record. NCBI's taxonomy places the organism in Eukaryota, Metazoa, Chordata, Aves, Mesitornithiformes, Mesitornithidae. The coding region runs from base 13 to 1188 and encodes 391 amino acids.
AGAGUAAAAGAUAUGGUUGUGUGGAUCGUCGUUGGUGUCUUGUCAUCUCUUACAUGUUUAAUCAUGAGCUGGACAAUGGUUUUGAAAGGGUACAGAAUGAUAGCCUUUAUCCUACCGCCAGUUCCGGGACCGAAGAUAAAAGGCAUAGAUACACAUCUGUUAGAGACAGGAAGGUCUGAAGAAUUAUUGAGUGCUCUUGGUUGCCAUGGUUUCCCUCCAACAUCGGACUGUGAGGAACUACUGAUAGAAUAUCUGGAGGUAGAGGACAGUGAGGAUCAGCAACUGAUGCCAAGCCAUGACAAUCUUCAUGCCAGUAAAAAUGCAAAAAUGAUACCCAAGGAAACAGACAGCGACUCAGGCCGAGGGAGCUGUGAUAGCCCUUCUCUGCUUUCUGAGAAGUGCAGGGAGUCCCACACCCUUCCAUCAACACUUCAAACAGAAGACCUAAGAGAUGUUCAAGAAAAUAAAGGAGGAGCAAAAAGCUGGGAAACUCAGUGUAUAGCCUCAGAACAGAAAAUACUCCUUUUUAACAAUGAGAGUACAAAAGCAUCCACAUGGCCUGCUCAGUUACCUAAUAAUCAGUCUCCUAUGUUUGCCUACCAGAGUACUGUAGAUGCGCAAAAGAUAACACUGGGUAACGCAAAUGUGAACGUUGCACAAGUUUUGAUGAGAAAUGAAGAAAGGCAUCAGUCACAAUAUCCUAUCAUUGAAACUGCCCACGAUGACAUGGAAAAGCAAAGAGAGAUGGAGAAUUUGCAUUCCAAAACUCACCAAACCACAGUACAGGUUAAACAAAACAGACCUAAUGACAAGUUAAAUUUUUUGAAUCCUAAACUAAUGGAUUAUGUAGAAGUUCACAAAAUCAGACAAGAUGAGGAGCCAGCAGUAUUACUGAAACAUAAAGAAAAUAGUGGAAAGAUGGAAAAAUACACUGUUCCGGGAAACAGCAAAGAAUAUACCAAGGUCUCAACAGUUGUGGACCAUAAUAUUCUAGUAUUAAUGCCAGAUUCACGCAUCCAGCACACAUCUGUGACUCGAGAGCCUGCCAUGAAAACAUCUCAGAGCCUUCAGCAAAGUCAAGCUGAGAAAAGUAAAAGUUUCUGUCUGACAGUCCCAAGUGAGUGCAAAAGAGAGAUGAGUGGAUUGGAGUACAUGGACCCAUCUUCCUUUAUGCCCUCCUUUAAAUAACUAGUAGUUAGUACAGUACAUACUUAGUUA